CCUGGGUAGAAAAUGUCUUUUAGAGGUAGAGGAGGUGGCGGAGGAGGCAGAGGUGGCUUCAAUCGUGGUGGAGGAGGUGGCUUCAAUCGUGGUGGAGGAGGUGGCUUCAAUCGUGGAGGAGGUGGUGGCUUCAAUCGAGGUGGACGAGGUGGCUUUGGGCGUGGAGGGGGUGGACGAGGAGGCUUCAACAGAGGAUAUGACCAAGGACCUCCUGAAAGUGUAGUUAUAUUGGGAGAAUUCAUGCAUCCUUGUGAAGAUGACAUUGUUUGCAAAUGCACGACGGAAGAAAACAGAGUGCCCUAUUUCAAUGCACCAGUUUACUUGGAUAAUAAAGAGCAGAUUGGCAAAGUGGAUGAAAUAUUUGGACAGCUAAGAGACUUUUAUUUUUCAGUUAAACUGUCAGAAAACAUGAAGGCCUCUUCCUUUAAAAAAUUACAAAAGUUUUAUAUUGACCCAGCAAAGUUAUUGCCAUUGCAAAGGUUUUUGCCUAGGCCUCCAGGUGAGAAAGGUGCUCCAAGAGGAGGUGGGAGAGGAGGACGUGGGAGAGGAGGAGGUAGAGGUGGAGGUGGCUUCAGAGGAGGAAGAGGUGGUGGAGGCUUCAGAGGAGGAAGAGGUGGAGGUGGUGGCCGUGGUUUCAGGGGUAGAGGACGUUAAAAAGUGGAGAUAUUGGCAUCUAACUGCUGAAUUUUCUAGUGGACCUGAAAAGUAAUAAAUUGUU
Messenger RNA from Mauremys mutica (yellowpond turtle), 718 nucleotides. Its product is annotated as H/ACA ribonucleoprotein complex subunit 1-like. Bases 13 to 654 code for a protein of 213 amino acids. The record is from RefSeq and is a predicted model, not a curated record. The transcript has a single exon. Gene Ontology annotation, cellular component: box H/ACA snoRNP complex. Gene Ontology annotation, biological process: ribosome biogenesis; snoRNA guided rRNA pseudouridine synthesis. Lineage: Eukaryota; Metazoa; Chordata; Testudines; Geoemydidae. Gene Ontology annotation, molecular function: box H/ACA snoRNA binding.